AUGCACAUUUGGACGCUAAAAUCUACGCGGGAGGUAAAGGUGAAGCCUCCAAUUCGACGGACCUUCACAUGGGGAGGUGUGGACGUAUCAAUGCUUAUCGAUACGGGUUCCCCGGUCGGCGUCGUGUCUCGACAGCUAUUUGAGCAGCACAAAAACGCUUGGCCUUCGCUACGGCCUUCACGCACGAAGUUAUCAUGCUACCUCGGAAAGUUGCCAGUUUUUGGAGAGCUCCUGUUGCCGGUAUCGUACGACAAUACAACUGUAGAAUGCGCAUUGGUGGUGCUAGAUUGCCCCGGUCCAAGCUUAUGUGGUCGAGACCUAAUUUUCCUUCUGAGCGACGCAGGCUCCCCGGUCCUCAGCCUCUCAGCCAAGCCGCUGACCGCACAGCCGUCUACCACAACGCAGGUCACUGCUGACGUGUUCGCCGAGUUUCCAGAUGUUUUCAGCUCGGAUCUAGGCCUCAUCAAAGGACCCCCCGCACACCUACAGCUGAAGGAAGGAGCCACGCCCAAGUUCUAUCACCAGCCGCUCCUGGGCCUGCUGAGACCGGAUCGGCCCACUCCGCCUCUGGCUGCUGCUCGCAUACAGCGCUGGGCGCUGUAUUUGGGAGGAUUUCGCUACAAGUUACAGUAUUCGCCAGGCAAAUCGGGAACAUCGGAUGACUGGACUCUUGCACCAGACACAAAUGUUUACGUCCGUAAUUUUGGUAAGGGUGAUAAGUGGAAGACGGGCACGGUAAAGUCAGCAGACGGAGCUAGGAUGGUGACAGUGGAAACGCCUGAGGGCCUCGUUCGGCGACACGUUGAUCAAGUUCACACAAGGAAAGACCCACUGGCUACCCAAGGCCACAGGGAAAGUGAAAGAUCGUCCAUCUCGAAAACUCCGCAACAAACUCCCGGAGCAGGGCCAAAGGCAAACGCCGAAACUCAUGAAACGUCACCACCACAGCGUCAGUCAUCACCCCAACCCCUGGACGCACCAGAGAGAAACCGUGAACCUACAGUGGCUACGGAACUCCGACGCUCAACGCGAGAGCGCAGACCUGUGCAGCGUCUUCAGUAUUAUUGAUGGAGAAAUGUUAUAACUGCAGUGUUCUUAUCAUUUCUCAGAUGAAGUCGACCGCUACACGUGCCAUUCUAGGUGGCUAUCUUAUGUUUUCUUACUUUGUUUCCCUUCCCCUCCUUCCUUAACCUGUCUUUAUAUUUCGGCGUGCACUGGAAAUAAACGUCCAUUCUUCCAGCUUGUCA
This is a messenger RNA of Dermacentor silvarum, 1247 nucleotides long. RefSeq lists its product as uncharacterized. The record is from RefSeq and is a predicted model, not a curated record. The transcript has 3 exons. NCBI's taxonomy places the organism in Eukaryota, Metazoa, Arthropoda, Arachnida, Ixodida, Ixodidae. The coding region runs from base 1 to 1068 and encodes 355 amino acids.